This is a messenger RNA of Dentiscutata heterogama, 330 nucleotides long. The record is from the annotation of a GenBank genome assembly. NCBI's taxonomy places the organism in Eukaryota, Fungi, Glomeromycota, Glomeromycetes, Diversisporales, Gigasporaceae.
AUGUCAACCACUAUCCUUGAAAUAACUAUUACAUUUUGGUGCUAUUUAUUGGGCAGCGGUUCGCUUUUCAAAGUUAACAUUGGAAUAAAUAAUGACAUUUGUGACCUUAAGCGAGCUAUUAUAAGUACAAUCAAUAGUGACAUUGCCUACCAUAGACUUCGAAUUUGGGGCGUUAAUGUUGCGACAAAAAAUGAUGUUUCAAGUGUAUUGUUAACUGACGAUAAUGAAUUGAAAGAAGAAAGAAACACUAUUGCAAAUACUUUUUGUGAGCUAGAAAAUAAUAAUAUUCGAGUUGUAAUCAGAAUUCCCAUCGCAGGUGAAUCUAUUCCU